Brettanomyces nanus is the source of this 945-nucleotide messenger RNA. RefSeq lists its product as uncharacterized. The coding region runs from base 1 to 945 and encodes 314 amino acids. The record is from RefSeq and is a predicted model, not a curated record. The transcript has a single exon. Gene Ontology annotation, biological process: fungal-type cell wall organization; cortical actin cytoskeleton organization; endocytosis. Gene Ontology annotation, cellular component: cell cortex; plasma membrane; membrane raft. NCBI's taxonomy places the organism in Eukaryota, Fungi, Ascomycota, Pichiomycetes, Pichiales, Pichiaceae.
AUGUUCUUUACUUUAGUCAAUAGGACCCUCACGGCUAUUCUAAUUGCCGGUGCCACUCUUUGUCUUUUGUUUAUUAUCCUUUCUGGUGCCGUCAACCAUUCCCCUUUCAAUCAAUUCUACUGGUUACAGGCUCAUACUGCAGACAUAAAAAAUGCGGGGGGUAGUGUUACCAGAUGGACUUACUGGGGUGUCUGCCAUCCUAACAGUGUGAAUUCCUCAAAGAACGGCAACUGUACUCAGUUGGGUCCAGAUAUCCCUCUUUCUCCAUUCGAUAACUUUGGAAACAGCACCAGCUUGCCUCACGAAUUCGUUAGCAACAGAGACACUUACUACUAUCUUUCGAGAUUUUCUUUCCCAUUGUUGUUCGUAGCCUUUGGGUUUUCUGCUAUUUCCUUCAUCGGUCAAUUCCUCACUCCUUGCUGGGCUGCCAUGAGACAUGUUACUUUCUUCUUUGUCUCCCUUGGUCUCAUCUUUUGUCUUGCAGGUGCUGCUUGUCAAACUGCCGUUUCCGUGUUGGCAAGAAAGCAAUUCACUAACUCUAAAAUGGCUGCCAAGAUUGGCGCUUCCAUGUUUGGAUUGGUUUGGGCUGCUACUGCUUGUCUUCUCAUUGUCUUCUUUCUAACAUGCUGUUCUUCUCUGCGCAAGGCUUAUACUGUUCACAGAGAAACUUAUGCCAAUGAUCGGGCUCUUGAAUUGAACGAGGCUCAACAACAGGACGGUUUCCAACCUAUCGUUCCUGGCCAGACAUUGGCUGACGGUUCGCAACCUCAACUGGCCACUGUUCCUGGUGGUUCUGCUCCGGUCGGUGUCCAGCAAACACUUUCUCCAAGCGAAACUGGCGAUGACUAUCUCCAGUCUCAAGGAGCACUUCCUUCCAACGAGGGAGGUAUCAGGUUCUUCAAAAUUAAGAGAAAUAACAAGAAUACCGAUGAGGAAUCUCUAUAA